Molecule: messenger RNA, 3334 nt
Organism: Rattus norvegicus (Norway rat)
Lineage: Eukaryota; Metazoa; Chordata; Mammalia; Rodentia; Muridae
Source: RefSeq, a predicted model, not a curated record
UGUGACAAUGCCUUGAGGGUCCUCACCAGAAGUGAGUAUACAUUACUACUGUGUACUUGAAGACCCAGACCUAUGAUGCAUGUUAAAUAAAUGGAAAUAUCGCUUCAUUUGGUUUCCUAUGAUAAAAACACACCUCAAAAUCAUUGUAAACGAAAAGAAUGUACUGGUCCUGGUGAACUGACCCUCUAGUCAAGUUGACAGUUGUUUCCUUGUAGCAAGUUAACAGGUCUCAAGGAAUUUUGCUGUUUGACUCCAGUUACUGCUGCAAUAAUAAGAAGAAAAGAAUUGUGACAUCAUCGACAUUCCUUGCCAAGGUAGCAAGGAAUAGUUACUUCUAGAUAGACUACAGAAAGCCAAGGUCUUCACUGGGACGUGGCCUAGUGAGGCAAAACCAGAGAUCAUUAUGGAUGACAAACUUCAUAGUGUAAAAGUCUUUGUGUUGGUGGAAGAUGAGCAAUGGAAAAUCAUAGGUACAGGACAAAUUUCAUCCAAAUACAUUGAACGGCUCCAGGGUGUGUGCCUGCUUGUUCACUCAGAAUCAGAUGGCUCACAGAUUAUGGAGUGCAAGAUAUAUCCUAAUGUGCCCUAUCACAAACAACGAGGGGAGAUAAUCGUUUGGUCUGAAGCUAAGAACCAUGGCAUGGCAAUAUAUUUCCAGGAACCAAGUGGUUGUCAAGAGAUCUGGGAAGAUAUAUGCCAAGUUCAAGGUAAAGAUCCAAGUGUAGAAAUCACACAAGAAGUUACGGAUGAUCUGGAAACUUUUGCAGAUCUCCUGCCAAUAGGGAACCUGUUUGAAAUGCCAAACUGUGAACUCAAUACACUUGAACAUAUUGCAGAUUUAUUUACUUUUGUUGAUAAAACACCAAACCACAGGGAAAGGAUGGCAAUGGUCUUGGAAAAAGGAAGUUACAUUAAAAAAUUGCUACAGCUUUUCAACACCUGUGAAAAACUGAAGAACAUGGAAGCCUUACACUUUUUGAAUAACAUCAUUAAAGGAAUCCUUUUUCUAGAUGAUACACGUUUGCUUAAUAUCAUGUUUUCUGAUGAAUUUUUCAUGGAUGUGGUUGGAUGCCUUGAAUAUGACCCUGCUUUGGAUCAACCAAAGCAAUACAGAGAAUUCUUGCUUCAAAAUGCAAAAUUCAGGGAAAUUAUGCCAAUAACAAACUCCCAACUUAGGCAAAAAAUACAAGAGACCUACAGAAUGCAAUAUGUUUAUGAUAUUGUGUUGCCUGCACCAUCCAUAUUUGAUUCAAAUCUUCUUUCUGAUCUUAAUGCUAUGAUUAUUUUCAAUAAAAGUGAAAUAAUUACCAUGCUUCAGGAUGAUGAAAACUUUUUGCUUGAAGCUCUUUCUCAGUUAAAAGAUAACACUGUAGGUUAUGAGAGAUGGUAUGAAUUAUUAUUAUUCUUCAAGGAAUUCUGCAUAUUUGCUAAGGCAUUAGAGAAUCAAGAGAAAGAUGAAUUACUGAAAACACUAAUAAAGUUAGGAAUCAUGAGUGCUCUGAAAGUUUUAGUACACAUGCAUGAUUACCAAAUACAAAAGGCUGCUCUAGAUAUAUUUCCUUAUCUAGUAGAAUAUAAUCCAUGCCUUGUUCGAGAGUAUCUACUGGAAGAAGCUCAGGAUAGUGAAGAUAAUGAUGAGCUUCUCAUUAAUGUAAUGAUCAAACAAAUGAUCUAUGAUCCUGAUCCUGAAUUUUCAAAAGACAUCAUUUUGCCAGCAGUUCUCCGUGCCCUUCUUGAUCCAGAAAAUAUGCAUGUCACAGCCAAUGGAUGUGAAAAAGCAAAAUUUCUCAAUUUCUUCUAUGCACGUUGCAUGGGUAACCUCAUAGCACCAAUUUUGUCUACCACAGUGGAAAACGACACUGAUGAUAAUAUGGUUAACAUCUGUCCUAAUUAUCAAAAUGCACAAUUGCUGGGAGUAAUUUUAGAAAUACUUACUUUUUGUGUACAAUACCACUCAACAUAUAUGAAAAAUUAUAUUUUGAAUAACAACUUGCUCAGCAGAAUCCUGAUGCUAAUGAGUUCAAAGCAUACAUUUCUGAUUUUGUGUGCUGUCCGGUUUAUGAGAAAGAUUAUUAGUCUUAAAGACGAAAUUUACAAUCUUUACAUAAUUAAGAAAAACCUGUUUGAACCUAUUGUAAAUGCUUUUAUGCAUAAUGGAACUCGGUACAAUAUGUUAAAUUCAGCUAUUAUUGAGCUAUUUGAAUUUAUAAGACAAGAAAACAUCAAGUCUCUUAUUGCAAACAUUGUGGAAAACUUUUUUAUUGCUUUCGAAUCAAUUGAGUAUGUCCAGACAUUUAAAGGGUUAAAAACUAAAUAUGAAGAGGAAAAGAAGAGAGAAAGUGGAAUAAGAAGAAAUUUAUACAAUGUAAUAUACCAGAAAAUAUACUGCAGACAUAUCAAAGUUAUGGAGUUAAAAGUCAAGGCAGACAUAUGUUGUAGAGAAAUCACAGAAGAAGAAGGAGCUAUUCUACCAAUGGGAAAAGAAUUUCCAAGUCAUUAUGACAUAAUCAUGAAAAUUAAAGAGACAAAUGAAAAUGAAAAUGUAAUAGAACACCCAAAAAGCAAUGAAACUUCUAAAUGUUCAUCAUCUUGUGGUGAUGCUUCUUCUAACAAAAUGAGUAUGGUUCACUGUAGCAGCCUGGUUCCUUUAGUGGAUUACCCAUAUGAUACUGAUGGUGAGAGUGAUGAUGAUCCUUAUGGUAAUGAUGAAAAUGACGAUGAAGACAAAGACAACGAGCCCCUGAGUAAAAGACCUAAUCUUAGUUCAUAAAAUCACAUGAGGCCUACAACUCUUAGCUCAAAUAUAAUUCUAUAAAUACCACAAACUGAAAAAUCUAGUUAAAAAAUCUUUUGCCUAUUGACAUUUAAAUAUAGUAGUAUACAGAGCCAAAAUAAUGAAUAAGAGGCCUCAAUUUUAUACAAAGAAAACCUCCCAUAAUAUCGAUGCAUAGUAUAAAAUAAAGAGCAACUGACCAAUAACUUCUUAUCAAGAACAUCUUACUUUACCAACAUGGUUUGGGAGGAUGAAAGAGUUUGAUAAAGUAAUACAUUUUUUACUAAAGUCUUUAUAUUAGAAGCAACUGCAAAGGUUUUAUUGCAAAGCCUACUUUCAAAAAAGGAUCUAGCAAUGACAUUUAUCCAUAAACUGAAGUUUGUUUAAAAUAUCUUUUGUUGCAUUGAAGGCAAAGUUAUAUUAAUGUAAAAGUAAAGUGAUACUUUUCAAUAUUUCUGUGAACAUUUAACAGAACUUCAGCAUUGUGAAUAUUAAUAGGAAAAACAUUCAGUGUAAUUCAGUAUGUAUUUUCAUGAAUAAAGUGAUAUGCUUGAUCUUAAA